UAUGUAUAUACACACACACACGCACAUCCAGUUUGAAUCAUAAAUCCACAUACAGCUCAACUCUCACGUUCAAGGAUUAGUAGAUCUAUCUGCAGCUAGCUAUGGAUAAGUGUCGGCAGAAGAAGCAAUCCAAGUUUAGGAACUACCCUCUUUGUGAAGAAGUGAGCAGUAUUGAAUGGGAGUUUGUGAACAUGACUGAGCAAGAAGAAGAUAUCAUCAAUAGAAUGCACAAGCUUGUUGGGGACAAGUGGGGUCUGAUAGCUGGGAGAGUUCCAGGGAGGAAAGCUGAGGAGAUUGAAAGAUUUUGGUUGAUGAGAAAUAGUGAGAAUUUUACUGAUAAAAGGAGGGAAUAUCAUAGGAGACAAAAGGCUUAGAUCUUUUUAUAUUCCCUUUUAUCUACUCCAUGUUGUUUUUUUAAGGUUAUUUUAAUUAUUUAUGUGUCCUUUGUUAUAUUAGUAGGGGUAGUGGGGGUGCAGUUGUUUUGGGUUCUUUUUCUAUUCAUCUCUUGUUGUUUUCUUAGUGACUGCCCCAUUGUUUGUAUGUUGCUGGUUUUUAUGAAAGUUACAUAUGAUUGAAAUUGCAA
This is a messenger RNA of Salvia hispanica, 583 nucleotides long. Its product is annotated as transcription factor TRY-like. Gene Ontology annotation, biological process: cell differentiation; regulation of DNA-templated transcription. NCBI's taxonomy places the organism in Eukaryota, Viridiplantae, Streptophyta, Magnoliopsida, Lamiales, Lamiaceae. Gene Ontology annotation, cellular component: nucleus. Gene Ontology annotation, molecular function: transcription cis-regulatory region binding. The record is from RefSeq and is a predicted model, not a curated record.